Camellia sinensis is the source of this 528-nucleotide messenger RNA. Lineage: Eukaryota; Viridiplantae; Streptophyta; Magnoliopsida; Ericales; Theaceae. The record is from RefSeq and is a predicted model, not a curated record.
AUGGCUUCUAUUGUUCUUCUCUUGUCUGAACUCCUCAAGCAUCAAAGGCCAGACCCACACUUCCUAUUAUCACCACCUCCUCCUCCUCCUCCGCCUUCUGCCGCCUCGGCUCCUCCAUACUCUCCGGCCAACUGGGUGGUUUCCGAGAAGUCGCCAAGAAAUGCUAUGGACAACUGCAACAAGGAGAAGGAAGAGGCAGCUGUUGAUGAAGAUCUUCCAGAAUCGAUUGAUCCAGGUUCUGCUCACCAACUUACUACUGCUCACCCAGGUUCUGCUACUCUGCAGCCUAGUUUUGCCGUCCAACAGCCCAAUUCUGUUGUCCUGCAACUCAGGUCUCCUUCUAUGCCUGCAGGUCCACAGUCUAGUGUUGCUGUUCCACAGCCUAGUUCCCUUUUGCCACAGCCUAGUCCAUUUUUCACAGCUACUUUUAUCCCUCUGCAACCUACUUUUUCAGACCCAUCUGAUCUUGCUGUCUCCCCUAAUCCUUCUAUACCUAUACAGUCCAUUUUUAUACCAGAUGGUUUAUAA